Molecule: messenger RNA, 1573 nt
Organism: Rhododendron vialii
Lineage: Eukaryota; Viridiplantae; Streptophyta; Magnoliopsida; Ericales; Ericaceae
Product: serpin-ZX-like
Exons: 3
Coding region: 283-705 (140 amino acids)
Molecular function (GO): serine-type endopeptidase inhibitor activity
Source: RefSeq, a predicted model, not a curated record
AGAAGGACUAGGGUUCUGGUUCCUGGGGAUUCUCUACCACGUCCACGCACGACAGAGAACACGGCUGCUCCGAACGAAAACGAUUAAUAAUUUCCAAAUCUGGUUCGUGAAAAUCGAUACGUCCUACAUGGCCUCUCCAGAAGACAUGUUGCCAGAGAAAAGUAGAUCAAGAAUGGAGCUCUGCACGCGGAUGGUAAAACAACUACUCCUCAAGGAGAUUGAACAGGGCAAUUACAGGAACCUUGUGCUGUCGCGCCAUUGUCGAUUGAUGUUGUUCUUAACAUGGUGGCUGCUGGAUCAAGAGGUCGUACUUUAGAGAAGAUGCUAGGCUUGCUUGGUUCAGAAAACAUUGACGAAAUCAAAUCGCUAUCUUUGGAGAUGAUGGCACUUGCAACAGGUGCUGAUUGCGAGGAUGAAGAUGAACAGGUUUUGUGUUUGGUCAAUGGAUUUGUCGAGAUGAUGGCACUUCCAAAGGGUGAGGAUGAACCGGUUUUGUGUUUGGUCAAUGGAGCUUGGUUUGACCAACGUUUUGCUCCAAAGCCUUCUUAUACAGAGGAUGUACUCAAGGGUAUCUACGGCUGUGAGGUCAAGACAGUUGAUUUUGUGACCCGGGGUGAUGAAGUGGUAGAUGAAAUAAACUUAUGGGCUGAAGCUGCAUCGAGAGGGCUUAUAAAAGAUAUUCUCCAACGGGGCUCCCUAUCUUGAGACGUGGGGCUCAUCCUUGCAAAUAGUCUAUACUUCAAAGGAAAUUGGAAACAUGAUUCAAAAUUUGAUGCUGACCUCACCGAAAAUAGAGCUUUCUAUCUUCUCAAUGGAGACACUGUUUCAAUUCCUUUUAUGACAAGCCAUAAGAGUUAUCGUCCCUGUAGAUCUUUUGAUGGUUUCAAAGUCCUUGAAAUCCCAUACCAAAGCAACCAGAAGCAAUUCUCCAUGUACUUCUUCCUCCCAGACGAGCAAGAUGGAUUGCAAAAUCUUAUAGAAAAGCUCAUUUGCGAUUCUGGGUAUUCGCAUGAGUACUCUUGCCUUAGCGAAAGAGAGCUUGAUGAAUUUUGGAUCCCAAGAUUUAAAUUCCCUUAUGAUUUUGACGUUUCAUUGACCAUGAAGGAGAUGGGGAUGUCAUUCCCUGUCAUGGAAAAUCUGGAAGACUUCUCUGAGAUGGUGGAAAUUCCCAAGGGACUCCCAUUUAUUAGAUGAAGUAUGAUUCAAAAGGCUUUUAUUGAGGUAGACGAGAAAGGCACAGUGGCUUCAGCAAUUACUUUGUAUCCUAAAGUAUCAUUAUCCAUGGAACGGCCAGAAAUCACAAGUUUCGUUGCCGAUCAUCCUUUCAUGUUCAUGAUUAUGGAAUGGAUAUCAAAGUUGGUUAUUUUCACAGGAGCUGUACUUGAUCCAAGCAAAGUCAAUUGACUUGUUUCCUUCCUUCAGUCUUUCAAGUGUCUAGAUAAAAUUUUAUAUAUUGUGAUUUGGAUUCGGAUUAUCUUUGAAUAUCUUGAAAUUUUAGAUUGGUUGACAAACAGCUUGAACAUUAAUUGGUUUUUAGUAGUGUUGGAAGAUAAUGGAAGGUAAGAUGAUGAGA